AUGGUUUUGGAGGAUCUAAGUUCUCUGAUGUUGAUCAGCACGUGCACCCUGACGGACAUCAAAUAUAUCAAGGUAAUGGCCACCUCAAGUGACUCUACUAUAUUCUGGGCUACCCAGCUAAAGCCAGAGAAAAUCGACUACCAUAUCAAGGAAAACAGCGAGGAGCAUCACRCGGACGAGUACGAUGAGGACGUUUAUGGACUUGUUGUCAGAAGAGGACAAGAGUUUCAAGUGGAAGUGACUUUUGAUCGUGCUUACGAUCCCAAACAAGACCAACUGAUCUUGCAGCUCGUAUUUGGGAGUCGUCCACAAGAAAGCAAGAACACCUUGAUUCGUGUCAAAGUCAAAGAUACYAAKRMGCUGCCUAAUUCCUCAUGGGGCAUGCGCGUUGAUAAAGUCAAUGGCAAAAAUGUCACGCUUGCAGUCAUGUCUCCUGCCAAUGCCUUGGUCGGCGAAUAUAAAGUCUUUGUGGAGACUAAAACUAAAAAAUCUGGARCUGAGGACGAGUACUUGAUCUUYAAAAAAGAUGCAGGAAAAGAUGAUACUGUAAUUGUCCUGUUCAACGCUUGGUGUCAAGCCGAUGCUGUGUACAUGGGAAACGACGAAGAGCGUAAUGAGUAUGUUUUGAACCCUACUGGUAACAUUUGGGUCGGAAGUAAACGCUAUAACCACGGAAGACCAUGGAACUUUGGCCAGUUUGAAAACGUCUCGCUGAGAACUUGCCUAUUUCUGUUGGACAUGUGCAAAGACUUGUCCAUUCAGUCCAGAGGAGAUCCCGUAAUGGUGUCAAGGUUCAUGACAAAGAUGGUAAAUCAAACUGAUGAAGACGGUGGGAUCCUGGUAGGUAACUGGUCUGGAGAUUAUGCGCCUCAUAAAAGUCCUUCCGAUUGGGCUGGAAGCGUGAAGAUUUUGCAAGAGUACGAGAAAUUACAAGAUAAAAAGGAAGGCGUCAAGUAUGGACAGUGUUGGGUCUUUUCAGGACUAGUGACAACAUUUGGCCGAGCCAUAGGGAUCCCAACACGAAGCGUCACUAACUUUKCGUCUGCYCACGAUACGGAUGCAAGCACUACCAUUGACUACCAUACCAGAAAAGACAACAGGGAGCCCAUUGAGUAUUUAAACAACGAUUCUAUUUGGAAUUUCCAUGUCUGGAAUGAAAGCUUUUUUACACGACCAGAUCUUCCUCGUCAAUAUGACGGAUGGCAGGCAAUUGAUGCAACACCGCAAGAAAGCAGCCAAGGAGUGUAUUGCUGUGGCCCAGCUCCUGUCAAAGCCAUCAAAGAAGGAAUGGUCUACAUUCCUUACGACACUCGAUUUGUUUUCGGAGARGUCAAUGGAGAUCGCGUGUACUGGGACGUGGAUAACAACGGAGAAAUGGAAGUGACAUCAAUUGACAAGUUUUCAGUUGGGAAAAAGAUCAGUACGAAGGCUAUUGGAAACAGCRCUCGCAAUGACGUCACUGAUUAUUAUAAACACGAUGAAAGUGAGGCUAAUAGCUCAAUUGGUUUUUUUUUUUUUUCUUUUUUCUUACUCUUCUGAUCAUUUAAUGAUGGA
Molecule: messenger RNA, 1554 nt
Organism: Exaiptasia diaphana
Lineage: Eukaryota; Metazoa; Cnidaria; Anthozoa; Actiniaria; Aiptasiidae
Product: protein-glutamine gamma-glutamyltransferase K
Exons: 10
Coding region: 1-1539 (512 amino acids)
Biological process (GO): peptide cross-linking
Molecular function (GO): protein-glutamine gamma-glutamyltransferase activity
Source: RefSeq, a predicted model, not a curated record